This is a messenger RNA of Drosophila bipectinata, 1047 nucleotides long. RefSeq names its product derlin 1 (gene Der-1). Gene Ontology annotation, cellular component: endoplasmic reticulum membrane; Hrd1p ubiquitin ligase ERAD-L complex. Gene Ontology annotation, molecular function: misfolded protein binding; ubiquitin-specific protease binding. The record is from RefSeq and is a predicted model, not a curated record. NCBI's taxonomy places the organism in Eukaryota, Metazoa, Arthropoda, Insecta, Diptera, Drosophilidae. Gene Ontology annotation, biological process: endoplasmic reticulum unfolded protein response.
AAAGACACGUAAAGCAACAAAACUACCCAACCUCUUUUUAUGAAUUAAAACUCAAGAAAAACAAAAAUUUAAUCACAAUGGACGCAGGAACGUGGUAUCGAUCCCUGCCCCGCUUCACCCGCUAUUGGAUUACGGCCACCGUUGGCCUCAGCUUGUUAUGCCGCUUCGAUAUCAUCCCGCUGCACUGGCUCCAUCUGGACCGAUCUUUGGUCCUUGGAAAGUUUCAGCUUUGGCGCUGUAUGACGUCACUGUUCGUGUUCCCCAUCUCGCCGAACACAGCCUUCCACUUCUUGAUCAACUGCUACUUCAUCGUUCAGUACAGCUCCAAGCUGGAGAAGGACCAGUACAACCGGAGCCCGGCGGAUUACCUGUACCUAUUAAUCAUUGCCGCAGUGCUGGCCAAUCUUGGUGGACUUCUCUUCAAUGUUUAUUUCCUGAUGGACAUGCUGGUGAUGGCCAUCACUUACAUAUGGUGCCAGCUUAACAAGGAUGUGACCGUCACCUUUUGGUUCGGCACUCGGUUCAAGGCCAUGUACCUACCCUGGGUGCUGGCUGGAUUUGAAUUCAUCUUCAAGUUCUCCCUGACCUCAUUGAUGGGCAUCUUCAAUGGUCACAUAUAUUACUUCUUUAAGUUCCAAUACUCGCAGGAUCUGGGCGGUACCGCGCUUUUGGAAACGCCACAGUUUUUAAAACGUCUUGUACCGGAUGUCUCUGGCGGUUUCGGUGGCUUUGGAGUGCCACCAGAGAGCAGAGCACCACCGAGGCAGGCGGCCGACAACGCUUGGGGCAGGGGCGGCAUGACCUUGGGUGGCAACUAAACUCGACUCUAAUCCACCGCACUCAAGACUAAUUCCCUUUUACACAAUUUAGUUAACUUUUUUUGUAACAAAACUAUCACUGGAAGGCAUUUCUUUUAAAACCAAACCCCGGAUUCUCAGGCAAAGGCAAUAUGUUAACACCUUGCAUCGGCGGAUUGUAUUGUGCAUUAUUGAAAUUAUAUUAAUAUAUAUGUUUGUACAUAUACACCUACAAAAAAAGACAAAUGAA